GGAACAGGGAUACUCUUCAUUGUAUGGUCCAGCUCUGAUGACCUGUUCGACGAAUAUUAAUCUAAGGAAAAUGGAAGAGGCUCAUUUGUAGGUGAAGCAGACAAAUUGUCUAGUCUCCUUUUGUGGUUUCCAUUUAUACCAACCCACUCAAGACAUGACCAGGUCAAUAAUGAAGCUUCUAUCUUACCUCACCGCUGAAAAUCAUUUCUUAUACUAAUUCUUUCUCCUCCAACAACAGCUAGAGAAACCAAAAUCAAGUUGAAUAGCCAUGUCAAAACUCCCCCAAGACAUUAUUGUUGAUAUCCUUACCUACUUGCCAGUCAAGUCUCUUGUUAGAUUCAAGUGUGCGUGCAAGCCAUGGCAGUCGUUAAUCUCCGACCCUCGAUUCGUCAAGUUGCAUCUCAAACGGGCAAUUGAAGGCAACAAUAUUAACCGCCAAAGGCUCCUUGUUGCGGCCGAGCCUCUUUAUAGUUCUGUAGACUUUGAAGCAGCUAGUGAUGGUGAUGACAUUAAUGCAGUAAUGGAGCUUCCUUAUCCUAGCGCAGCAAGUCAUACUGAAUCCUUCGCUUUUGCAUCGAUCCGGGGAUCUUGUAAUGGUUUAGUAUGUAUACGUAAUGGAGGUGACGUUCACGAUAUGUUUUUAUGGAAUCCAUCUACUAGAGAGUCCAAGAAAUUGCCAAAACCAAGUUCUUCUGUGCAGAAAGAUGGUUUCCUUACUGGACUUGGUUAUGAUUCAACUAUCGACGAUUACAAAUUAGUAAUUGCCUGCUUAACUACUGCCAAUGGUUCUCACCAAAUUAUGGCGCCUGAAGUCUUCACCCUCAAAACCAAUUCAUGGAGAAGAAUUCAAGGCAUCCAUUCUGGUAUCACCUUGGAAGGAGGUGCAGGAGUAUUUUGGAACGGGGCUUUGCAUUGGUUAGGGAAGCAAGAAACAGGUGCUGAUCAUGAUGUGGAUGUUAUUUUUUCGGUUGACGUAGCACAGGAGAAGUUCAUGGGGAUUGUGCCACUUCCGAACCAUUUUUGUACAGCUGUUUUGAGCAUCUCAGGAAAUUGCUUGUGCAUUUUUGGCAAACUGCAUCCUGAUGAAAGCUACUUCGAGGCAUGGAUAACAAGUGAAUAUGGAGUCAAGACAUCUUGGAGAAGACGGUAUGCUAUUCCUUUUGACAGAUUAUAUAUGGAUUAUUUUUCAACAGAAAAGUGCUUGACGAAGAAAGGAGUUCUAAUGGACCAUCAUGGAUGUCCAGGGACAUUGCAGCUUUACGACCCAGUUGAAGAUGCAACAAAGUUAUUAAGAGUAAAAAACAAUAGUGAUCCCAUAUAUGAUUCUGUUGUAUAUACAGAAAGCCUUGUUUCACUUCGAUUAGAACCUUUAGAGAAAAACGGGAAGUUAGUGGUUUCAGUGAGUGACAAGGAAGUAGCCCCUGAAGUUAAAAGAUGGGGAAAUGCCCUGAUUGGUUAUGUUCUAGGUCAAGAUCUACAAUUCAUGGCCAUGAAAAGGUUUGUUGAUUCUGAGUGGAGGAGAACAUAUGGGAAUGUCAAGUUCUUUAUAAUAGAACCAGGAGUUCUUAUGUUUGAUUCUGAAACAGCUGAAACUAAGCAGCUGGUUGUAUUUGUUAGGCUUUUGCUUGGAACUGUUGCUGAAUCUGUGUUUCAAAAACAGUUAGGAUAUUAUUUAUUUGCCAUGUCCAAACUCUCUCAGGACAUCAUGGUUGAUAUACUCACUUACCUACCAGUUAAGUCUCUACUACGAUUCAAGUGUGUGUGCAAGCUAUGGCAUUCGUUAAUCUCGGAUCCGAAGUUUGUGAAAUCACACCUCAAAACAGCAAGGGAAGUCAACUCUAAUAAGAGCCAGAGACUUCUCCUUUCAACCAGGACUCCUCAGUCCGUUGACUUCGAAGCAGCUAGUGAAGGUGAUGAGGAUAAUGCAGUACAGGAGCUUGAAUAUCCUGAUGUAAUAAGGUGCAGUCCUGCUUACUUUAUUGGAAUUAUGGGAUCUUGCGAUGGCUUGAUUUGUUUAUUUGUUGACUAUGCAAAACUCGUCUUAUGGAAUCCAUCUACUAGAGAUUACAAGGAAUUGCCAAAACCCAGUUGUGAUCAUGGCUUUGAUUUCUUUGCUGGAAUUGGUUAUGAUUCCUCUAAUGAUGAUCAUAAAUUUGUAAUUCCUAGCUGCACUACGGCUGAUGGUUCUGAACAAAUUAUGGUUGAAGUUCUUACAUUGAAAACCAAUGUCUGGAGAAAAGUUCCGGAGAUCUGUCAAGGUACUUCCUUGGUAGGGGCUCAUCGAGGGUUAUUUUGCAAUGGGGCUGUGCAUUGGUUAGGAAAGCAAGAAAAUAGGUCUGAGAAAGAGUAUGUGGCUGUUUCAUUUGAUGUAGCAGAGGAGAGAUUCAAGGAAGUUGUGCCACUUCCGGAUCAUUUCGAUACGGUGGUUUUGGGGAUGUCAGGAAAUUCCCUGUGUGCAUUUGGUGAAUGCCAUGGAAGCUAUUUUGAGGCAUGGAUACAUGAGCAGGAAUAUGAUAGCAGUGCAUCUUUCAGAAGAUUAUUCAGGCUCCCAGCUGACAGGCUUUCUCAAGAACCUAAAGUAGUAUUGUGUUUAACAAAGAAAGGAGAACUUCUGCUUGAUUAUGAUGAAUGGCAACUAGCGUUGUACCAUCCUGUAGAAGACAAAAAUAAAUGCAUCAGGGCAUACAGAGAUGGCAAUUUAUGUGAUUUAGCAAUAUACACAGAGAGUCUAGUUUCCAUCAAUGGUGAUGACAGUAGAAACCCCAGAAGAAGAAGUUGGAGAAAAAUGGUGAUUGCCUAAGUAAUUUGUUGGAUUACUUGUUGUCUUUGUUGGUAAUUGGAUUUUUGGGACCUUUCUCGUUUGGCAUGUACACCAUUGCAUUAGUGUUCAUUGUUCAAAUAUUUUGCUUGGAUGGAGGUUGAGAUGAGCUAGUUUUUGUUAUUUA
Messenger RNA from Populus nigra (black poplar), 2945 nucleotides. RefSeq lists its product as uncharacterized. The record is from RefSeq and is a predicted model, not a curated record. The coding region runs from base 269 to 2800 and encodes 843 amino acids. Lineage: Eukaryota; Viridiplantae; Streptophyta; Magnoliopsida; Malpighiales; Salicaceae. Gene Ontology annotation, molecular function: protein binding. The transcript is spliced from 4 exons.